ACCUGAGAGUAAAGACAUGUCCACUGACACAGAAGCCCUAUUCGCUAGCAAAGAAACAUCAAAAAACACCCCUAUUCUACCACAGAAAGUCCAUGAAUCAACAGACACAGAAGCUCUAUUCGAAAGAAAAGAAACAUCAACAAACACGCCUGUACUACCACAGAAAGUCCACACAUCAACAGACACAGAAGCUCUAUUUGAAAGAAAAGAAACAUCAACAAACACCCCUGUUCUACCACAGAAAGUCCACACAUCAACAGACACAGAGGCUCUAUUCGAAAGAAAAGAAACAUCAACAAACACCCCUAUUCUACCACAGAAAGUCCAUGAAUCAACAGACACAAAAGCUCUAUUCGAGAGGAAAGAAAUGUCUACCGACACACACUGUUUGAUAAAAAUGGAAAAUACAUCGACAGAUACAGAGAAUAUAUUUGAUAAAAGAGAGAUGGCCACUGACACUGGUGAAUUGGUACAAAAAUGGACUGAAACAGCUGGUGAUUUAUAUGUAACCUUUCCUAUGGGUCAAACACAGGAAGGCAAAGACUGGAAAUUUCACAUAGAGAUCUUGAACAAACUUAAACAAGAAGAAAAUGAAAUUACGAGCAAACUGAAACAGCUGAAGAUUAUUCAAAACAACUUUGAAGAAAGAAAAUCAGUUUCGAAAAAGCAGAGGGAAGAACAAUCGAAUGAGCACGUGAUGGCAUUGCGUCAUAUUGGUAACAUUCACAGGAGAAGAGCUAAACUUACAGCGAGGAAACUAGAGUAUGUGAAGUCUAUCGCUCUGUAUGAAUGUGCAGAAGUUCACCUUCAAGAAUGUACAGAUGAUGUUAAAAAACAGGAAAUUGAAAAAAUAAAACAAGAAAGGAAACUUACUUUGCGAGAAUUCUUAAGUGGAAGUACAAAGGCAACAUUAGAUGACAAAGUUCUACAGUUUGAGAAAGAUAAUAACACCAACAAAGAUACUCUGCGACAAAUACGGAAAUUCAUGAAAACUAAACUUAGAAAUUUAAACAGAGAGCAUAGUGGAUGUCCCAUUGAUCUGGAUGAGACACGCAAAAAAAUGGAAAAAGAGUACAUAGAACAAGUCAGCGAAAUCUUAAAAUGGAAUCACGGAGAGAUUAAAAAGUUCAUAGAAUCGUUAGUGAACCAGAGUAGAAAAAUGUUUGAAUUUCACAAUGAUGACUUUGCUUUUAUAGCAUUUGGAUCCUUCUCGAGAAAGGAAACAACACCAUUUUCCGACGUAGAAUUC
Messenger RNA from Owenia fusiformis, 1249 nucleotides. Lineage: Eukaryota; Metazoa; Annelida; Polychaeta; Sabellida; Oweniidae. The record is from the annotation of a GenBank genome assembly.